Hydra vulgaris (swiftwater hydra) is the source of this 1408-nucleotide messenger RNA. RefSeq names its product putative deoxyribonuclease TATDN2. NCBI's taxonomy places the organism in Eukaryota, Metazoa, Cnidaria, Hydrozoa, Anthoathecata, Hydridae. Gene Ontology annotation, molecular function: hydrolase activity, acting on ester bonds. The record is from RefSeq and is a predicted model, not a curated record.
CGUGCGCGAGCAUGUUCACGACGAUAAAUCCCGAAUCGCAAAAAUGCUUGAAAUAGUUUAUUUUAUUUAUUAAACAUUUUUAGAUUUAAAUGAUUAUCAACUAUGAAUAUUCAAAAACGAUUGAAAAAUUUUAAAUAACUUCACAUGGCAAGUAUGCAUUCUGCAUGUUCUCAGUGUCAAUCACAAAAUCAUGAAAUACAAGAUUGCCCAUUCUUUAAAGUUACUUCAAAAUUUGCCAACUCUGAUAACGAAUCCAAAAAGAAUAAGAGUAACUAUGAUAUCCCUAUCUAUGAUACUCACUGUCAUAUUGAUUAUGUGUUUAAGAGAUUAAAACAUCAUAAUUUAUGUUUUAAGGACUUUAAGGAAUCUCAUUUCUUCCCAUCAAAUUUUAAAGGUUGUAUAGGGUCAUUUAGUGAUGUUUCUGUUUAUAACAACUGUAGUGCUUGGUUAGAUCUACUCUGUCAAGAUGGUAUUUGGGGAUCGUUUGGUUUACAUCCGCAUCAAGCAAAGUAUUUUACAGAUCAUAUUUAUGAAACUAUGCUUCAAUGUUUAAAGCAUCCAAAAGCUGUUGCUGUUGGUGAGUGUGGUUUAGAUUUGUCACGAUCCAAUCCAUUAUCAACUUACUCUGAUCAGAAAUCAGUUUUUAUAAAACAACUUCAAAUAGCAAAGCAGACUAAUAAACCUAUUGUUGUACAUUCACGGGAUGCUGAAGACCAUGUGUACCAAAUUUUAUGUGAUGAGGAUAUGAGAGAAUGGCCAAUUCAUAUACAUUGCUUUACAGGGAACUGUUCACACCUGCAUCGUUUUGUAAAUGAGUUUCCAAACAUGUUUUUUGGUUUUACAAAUCUAAUUUCUUAUUCUACAGCAAAAGUUACACAUGAAGUUGUUAAAUGUGUUCCAUUGGACAGAAUAUUAUUAGAAACUGAUGCUCCCUAUUUUGUUCCCAAAAAGCUUAAAAAUAAAUGUAGAUUCAGUCACCCAGGUAAUGUUUUAUUCGUGGCAGAGGAAAUUGCACUUAUUAAAAACAAAGAUAUACAUAUCAUAUUGGAUAAUUGCCUCAGAAAUGUUGAAAAGCUUUUUAAAAUAUAAGAUUAAAAAAAUGAUCAUUUAUAUGACAAAGUAAUUUAUAAAACUGGUUUCAUUAUUGUUCAGUUUUUGUUUUUAUUAAAUAAAUUCUCUUUUUUUUACCAAUUACAAAUUUUAUAUUUUGUAAAAAUAAUAUUUUACUUGAUUAGAAAAUUUUAAAUUAUAGAUGUAGCAUAAUGUAAUUAGAAAUUGAUACUUAUUUGUGUAUAUAUUAUUAAUUGAUAGUUAUUAAUUGUAUACCUUAUUAUUUAUACAUAUUUUAGUUUAAGGGUAGAUGUAUAAAGUAUAUAGAUGUUUCUUAAUAAUAUAAAAUUUGUUUUUA